GUCCUCCCCUUUGAUCACACACCAAUAGCACUAAAGAAGUGGCAGGAAAAAAAGUACUUUUCCCUUCCACCUAUAAUGUUUCCUACCAUGUACCUACUUUUUAUAUCCACCAGAAGUACCUCAAAACUUUUGGACAUGGCACAAGAGCAUCCAUACCUAUGAAAAGAACAGAGAGUCAGGUCACACUCAUUGCUGGCAGGCUGAAAGCAUCAAUCCCUGCAGCCAAAUACAUGUGCAUUGUCUGUCUGCCAGCAGACACACAGGUGCAGUACAAUCGUGGGGUCCUGCAUGGUCUGUGUGCAUGUGAGGAAAUGCCAAUUCAAGGGAAUAAAAAAUAUAUGACUGGCAUGUAUCUCACAUAACAGGACCUUGACAGUGAUGGCAAUUUACCAUUGUCCUAGCAGUCAAAUCUUCCCUGAAUUUCUGGCACAUGUUAGAGGCAGAAUCCAUUCUAGGUAGAGAAUUAAUAAGGGGCUGGGGCCAGAAGGAUCUUUACUGCCAGCCAGACUGGAAUUCUGCAGGCCCUUGGGAGCAGUCUCAAAGACAGUCAUGAAUGUUUAACCAGGAACAGCUCUUGCUACAAGAUAAUUAUCAUGCAGGCAGCAAAAAAAUGCAGAACACAUGUCAUUUCUGAACUCUUUCAAAUAACCUAUUCUGUUCUUCUAGUUACAACCAUCCAGUAUUCAGUAAGCAACAAAACCAACACUUGCUCUUGGUGAUAGUGCAACAGCUCACGAUACAGAGAGGUUCUGCUCUGCUGUGUCAAUAGGGAAGGGAAAAGUCCCUGGCACUAGCACCAGUGCUUCAGCUGGAUGUCUAAAGAAAGGAAAAUCAGCCCAGACUCUAUAAACCACAGCCUAAUGUGAUGGCAGCACACUGAGGGCAAGCUCUGCCUGUGAAGGUAGCUGCUCUCACAUUUCAGCAAAUGCUGAGUUUUGCAGGAAGCGUGUUGUGGGCAAUUGCACCAGCCACAGCCAGUCAGUGGUUCAGGCAGUUUUUGCUCCUCUGUAAAGCAGUGACUCCAGUAUAACCUGCAUGCAGCCAUUCCUUCAAAAAGUGCUAGUAUAAAGCUGUAGAAAUCUCUUAAUGCAGUAAGAUAGGAGGUCUUCCCAUCUCCCUGCAUGAGACACAGCACAGGAUUUAAUGAAACUGCAACUAUUCUGUUUGCAUCCCUGUGACACCAGAUACAUGAGACUUUUCAAAACUAGGAAUCACCAUUACUAAACGAUAGAUAUUGUCUUCUAUAUAAUGAAAUAGGAACUAACUUAUUGAAGAGAGAGUGUUUUCCAGGCUUAGAAAAUUUUCUGAUGGCAGAAACAAUGUUUAUAGAAGGGAUCACUACCCCUGGGGAUCACUGAAAUCCAGAAAUACUGCAUUUUCUUGUUGCCUUUUCAAACCACACAAAGCAAAGAUAUAUAGCAGAAACAUCUGUGGGUUCCAUACUUCACAGAUGUUCUCCUAUACCUGGUGAAACCAAUCCCUUGUUUUCUAAAACAGGAAGAAAAAAAUUUUCUCUGUGCAUUCCACUUUGGUAGCUGCACUUCAUCUUCUUUCUCCUUAGUGCUUGUCCUCUUAAGGACACAUCGUGCCCCCUUACAGGUCUGUAAGGGGCCAUGACUGCUCUGAAGCAAGCAUUUUGUCUCCUACCAGUACAGCUCUAUUUUCAUGCACCUAGGCCUUAGUAACAGAUUCAGUAUUUAACAACUGACUCUUUGGGCAAUGAGACAUAUGAAAUGGUGGUAGACAAAGUACAAAUGCCUCCUCCCUUGAAAUGCAGCAUGAAGACUUUUGCCAGGUCUGCAUUACUGGCUGACAAUGUUUUUCAGCUUUUUCAGACCCUGUUUUGCAAAAGCUCAUGUACUUCAUGUGCUGCUUUAGCUGAACAUGCUCGGAUUUCCUGGCUGCGUCCAUGUUUUGAGGUCAGCUACUUCAACAGAGACAUUUUUCCUUUCCAGGCAGAGGAGGAGUACAAAGAGCAGAGUCAGGGAUAUAACAAUCCCCUAUUAUAAGAAGCACUGACACAGCCAGCACUAACUGGCACCCAUCUCCAUAGAAAUGCCAUGCACUGUAAGGAUAAAGAAAAAUGAGUUAUUAUCCUUUAGCCGCAGGGGAAGCAGCCCCAGGCACAAGGAACAAUGGGAGCGAGUCUGCAUUGCUGCUGCUGCGGUUCCUGCACUAUGGCUACAGCAGUGUUCCUCAACAUUCAGCCCUUGUAUCCCAUCCCUCUGGGACACAGUCCAUGCAUUAUCCCUCACCCAACACGAGAGGGGUUCACUCUAGCAGCCAUGUGCCCCUUCUGUCCUGCUAGCAGGGUUUUGCACCUCUGCCACCAAGCAAAGUCUUCUUAGAGGAGUUUCAGCUCCAGUGCUGUUGCAGCUCUUCUGGCUGUAUCUAUAAUCCCAGCUUUCUAUGGACAUUCCCUGGGACACAUUCUGCCACCUCCCAGUGCUUUAAACACUUCUGGGCUAAGAUUCUUUACACAGCCAGUAAAAAAAGUGACAAUAUAGAAAUCUUUAACUACUCCAAACAUCACAGUAGUAUUGAAGAGACAAUUAUACACUUCAUUUGCACUUUUUCAUCCUCAUUCAACAGAACUUUUAAACCUAAAGGUAAUUGGUGUCCUCUAGCAGAAAUGUGCAAUCACAGAGUCACAUGACAAAAAAUAAGAGCCAGGGACAUGGUAACCCAGCUUCUGGCAUCCUUCAAGGUGAAAUGCUGCAGAGUUGCCCCCUAGUAGAAAACCAGUGACAUUCAUCAGGAUCCUCCCCAAGUAAUGGUCCCUGUCACUUCUCCAGAUCUUCAAGAUAGAAGCUACUUGUAAAGUUAUUCCCCCUUGUCUCCAGCAUGGAGUUCCUGACAGGUUAUUCACAAGGCACACUGCUGUCAUUUCAAACUAAAAUUUCUCUGGGAAGAAUUUGCCAUGACUCUUGAGGGGUGUCAAUGCCUCCAGGGCUAAGGGAUAGCAUUCAACUGUAGGUAUCCAGAUGAGUGGAAAUACUCACAGAAUGAAUCCAAACUGAGCUUUCUAUCACAACCAAACUGACUGCACAUAAUAGAGUCAAUAUAUUUGUUUAAAACUGUCAUUUAACAAAUACAAAGCACAAAAUCAGUCAACCUUGUGGCACUUUUCCAUUUUCUGUUCAAAAUACUGAGACCUUUGUCUUCGUUUUAUUUGGCAGAACUGGAUCACUGACAGAACAGAAUUAGAGCCAGACCUGUUCUGCACAUAGAUUUAUUCAAGCAAAUCUGGUUUCUUAAGGAAGCAGCUUUGUGUGUGUAUUCUUAUCCCUUGCCAUGAGGUCAAAAUUGCAUAUCUGCCCAGUGAAGUCCAAAUUAGAGAUGGAAAGCCAGGAGGAAAAAGUGCUGUCUGGUCUCACAGGGAGCAACAACACUUCUGUAAAACCCUGUAAUCAUUGACUUAGUGUUUGCUGUUGCAGCUGUAGGUUUAAAGGUGAUGGUCAGUAUGCAAUAAAAAGGGGGCACAAGUUUAUAAAGAGACACAGCUCCACUAUGAAGGUUUGUUAUCUUAGUCAGGCCUCAGCCUCUCCAUCCUGACUCACCACCCUGAUCUGCAGCACUGGCUCUCUAAGCAGAAUGGUUUGGCUUGCUUGGAUGCUCUUUGGCAUGCAGGUGCUUUGCUCCUGCACUGCUGCCCCUCCGGCCCAAGGAGCAGGGGCUGCCCUGCUCUGCCCCCGCUGCGAUGACGCCGCAGUGGAGGCGGCUGCAGACCUGGCCCUCCGCCAGAUCAAUGCUGACCGAGAGGAGGGCUACGUACUCAGCCUCUACAGGAUUGUCAGCGCCCGAGACCAGCCGCAGGAGAUCACUGGUUCUGUCUUCUAUCUCAUCUUGGAUGUAGUAGAUACUGAAUGCCAUGUACUCAGCAAAAAGUUGUGGAAGAACUGUAACACCAGACCUGCUCAUUCAACUAUUUACGGUCAAUGCAAAGCAAUUAUCUAUAUUAAUCAGGCAAGAAAUAUUGCUCAUCUGAAUACUUAUGAGUGCACUUUACAACCAGUUCCAGGCAGAUAUAUUUGGUCAGUAUGUCCUGACUGCCCAGUUGAUGAUUCUCCAACUAAAGCUAAAUACUUGGAGGCUGCUGCCCGAAGCCUUGCCAAGUUCAAUGGAGAGAGUGAACAAACUCAUUACUUCUCUGUCCUCAAUGUCACAAGAGCUUCAAUGCAGUGGGUCAUUGGUCCUGCAUACUUUGUGGAGUUUUUAAUUCAGGAGACAUCUUGCUCCAAAGAUGACACGGUUGCUGAUGCCUCAAUGUGUGAGCCACUUCCACCAGAAGUAGCUAAAAUCGGUUUCUGCAAAGGCUCUGUAGUAAACAGUGGUGCCGAACAGUUUGUCACAAUAUCCUGUGAAAUCUACAGUCAGCAGGAUCCUGCCACUGAAGAGGAAAACCAGGAAGCUAAUCAGACAAUUGGAAAAUCCACGCAGGAUCAACAGGCUUCCCCUUCAGAUGCCAAUCCUUUUUCCCUACACCUGGAAAAAACAGUGGGCUGGGUUAAAAUUCUACCCCCUUCAAAUGAGGACAUCACUUUCCAUAGCUUACGAGAAAGUCAAAAUGAACAUAAAGACAGAAAGCCAGUUCCUCCUAAGGCGGUAGGAUCUGCCCACAGGUGUGAUGGAGAAAAGACUCAAGCAAACAAACCAGACUUGACCAAACCAGUCACUGGACCAGUUAUUCUCCCUUUUCCUGAAGAACCUUCUCUAUCAGAUUCAUGUCCAGGAGAAGCAAAGCGGAGAGAAGGCAUCCUCCAUCCUUUGAUAACUAGAAAGCCCACCACAGUCUAGCCAGCACCCAAGCACCUCAACUAUCUGCAACACAAUAACAGCAAAAUGGCAACAUGGUUUUCAAUUUGUGUAACAUCUUCAAAUAAAUAGUUUGUUACAGUCCUUCA
Haemorhous mexicanus (house finch) is the source of this 4904-nucleotide messenger RNA. It is a transcript of the gene FETUB, whose product is annotated as fetuin B. The transcript has 7 exons. Bases 3595 to 4797 code for a protein of 400 amino acids. Gene Ontology annotation, biological process: binding of sperm to zona pellucida; negative regulation of endopeptidase activity. The record is from RefSeq and is a predicted model, not a curated record. Gene Ontology annotation, cellular component: extracellular region. Lineage: Eukaryota; Metazoa; Chordata; Aves; Passeriformes; Fringillidae. Gene Ontology annotation, molecular function: cysteine-type endopeptidase inhibitor activity; metalloendopeptidase inhibitor activity.